GAGCCAGGGCCGCGCUCUGCGCCGGUCGCUCGCCUGCGUGCUGCCCUUGGCGGCGGCGCUGCGGGCCGUCGCGCCCGCGCUCGCCCCCGCGGGGCCCGGGCGGGCGGCGCCGCCGGCGCGGAUCUGGCUGAGCAGGGACAUCAGCAGGGUGGUGCAGAGGGACCAGCACCCGUGGCUCUUCGACGGAUCGGUGAGGGGUGGCGCGGACGCGCCGCCGGGGGGCGUCGUCGCGGUCGCGUGGAAAAAGCGGACGUUGGCGUACGGCUUCUACGACCCAGACUCACCGCUGCGGGUGCGCCUGCUGUCCUGGGACCUCUCUGAGCUGCCAGGCGACCGCUGGGCCCUCCGCAUCGCCCGCGCCGCCGCGGAGAGGCGCCGGGACGACCCCCGGCUGGCAGCCUGCUCGGGCGUCCGGCUGCUGCACGGCGAGAGCGACUGGGCGCCCGGGCUGGUGAUCGACGCGUACACGGCUUCGGCGUCGUGCGGUUCGACGGCGCGGCGUGCGAGGCGUUCUGGCGCCCGCUGCUGGGCGCCGUGGCCCGGGGGCUCGCGGAGGGCGGCCACGGGCUUCGAGGAGCGGUGA
Messenger RNA from Prorocentrum cordatum, 583 nucleotides. NCBI's taxonomy places the organism in Eukaryota, Dinophyceae, Prorocentrales, Prorocentraceae. The record is from the annotation of a GenBank genome assembly.